This is a messenger RNA of Pelobates cultripes (western spadefoot toad), 531 nucleotides long. The record is from the annotation of a GenBank genome assembly. NCBI's taxonomy places the organism in Eukaryota, Metazoa, Chordata, Amphibia, Anura, Pelobatidae.
UUAAAUACCGGGAUGAUAUGUCCUAUGGAGCUGGAAGCUUUGAUAUGCCCUGCAGCCAAGAAAGUGUGUGCCCCAAUAAUAUUGGGUACUAAUGCAAAGAUGGUACAGGAUGUAUUCAGGGCCUAUCUGACAGAAGUGGGAGAUGUCUCCUUAGACCGACUGAUGGAGGUCAGCCCUGUCCUAGGAAAAGAGUGUCGACGACUAGCCCUUGCAACAAAACCAGGGUUGUGCCACUAUUCAGGAACAGAACCUGCAUUUGUGAAGCCUGGUGAGACCAAAACCUUACGAGCCAUAGCCUCAAUGCACCAUGAAAUGUUGGGGGGAACUGGACAAUACCUUAUUGAGUCUCUGCCUGAAGAGGAUCAGAAGAAGGGGUGGACUCUCAUACCUGAGAUAAAAGAUUGGCGAAAAAGGUGGUGUCGGAGUUUUCCUGUGAUGGUACAGAAUUUAACCCCCACGGAAAUCCGGAUUGAUCGUCAUCAGAAGAUUGGUGUAAUACACCUUUUAGAUCAAGUUUCGUCCAUCAUGUCU